AUGUUCAUACAACCACGUUAUGAAACCGCGUACGCGUGCGAAGGCAAAACCUUGAAAAUCGGUUGCAGAGAAGGUUCUGUUAUUCACCUCAUCAGAGCUAACUAUGGAAGAUUCUCAAUCACAAUAUGCAAUGACCAUGGCAAUACUGACUGGAGUGUCAACUGUAUGUCAACGAAGAGCUUAAGAGUUCUACAUAGCAGAUGUAGCAUGCACCAGAACUGCAGUAUAUUGGCGAGUACGAACAUGUUCGGCGAUCCAUGUCCCAACACACUGAAAUAUCUCGAAGCGCAUUAUCAAUGUGUGCCAGCGUCGACAUCAAGUACAACCAACCGGCCAUCACCUCCAUGGCUCAUCACAUCACAACCAACAGUGUGGAGGUCCACAGUUCCGCCGGUACCUAAAAAUCCAGUGCAGACUCAACAGAACGAAAGGAAGAAGCCGACUGUGAUCACACCGCCGACAUUCAGGCCACAUAUUACCUUACCUCCUGAAGUACGACUUGGAGAUGUUGUAAUCAAGAUCACAACUCGACAACCGGAUACGUCAUCAGAAAGAGGACUGCCCCAGAUCCCCAGAGAAACUGUACCUGAAGUCAAAGAAGAAGUGCCGAAGGUUGUGGAGCCGGAGCACAGUCCAAAGAGUGACAAACCAAAAGAAGAAGAACCGGUAAUAACGGAGGGCACCUUAGAAUGGCCAGCGAAAGAUGAAGACAUGCAACCUACACCAUCACCUCCGAAGGACAUCAGACCAGAUCCAGACAUCAUUGACGACUUUGAUAGAACUUUUUCAACCAGUUCUAUACCGAAUAUAGGACGUCGAGCUUUCUGCCCACAAGUGACCGCAAGAGGCCUCAAUUGGAACUGGACGUUGGCGAAUACUUAUGCUGUCCAGCCUUGUCCCGGAGGAGCAACUGGCUUGGCUAGGUGGAAGUGUAUUCUAACAGUUCACCAAUACAUAGAGGAAGAACGUCCCAGACGACGUGGCACGGGUCUACCUUCAGGGGAGAACUACCACGAUCUCGGAUUGGAACCAACUGAUAAGCAAAUUGAACUUAUUAGAAGACUGGGCUCUGAAGCUUUGCUUAAAGGUCGUGAUGGCGAUUUUAUGGAUCACAUAAUCGAUUAUCGAAGCUCUAUGGGUUCUUCAGACUCACCGAACAACCACAAUCAGCUCAAUAGUGAAUUUAUUUAUACUGACUCAGUGCCAGAAUGGCAUGGUGAAACUCCUGAUCUGAGCGAGUGUCGAUCAGUAUGGUUGAACAGCUUAGAAGCCAGGGUCAGAGAAGGAGAGUCGUUACUCAGUAUCAGCAAUGACUUGGCACAGGUAACAUCCUCUAAGACCCUAUACGGAGGCGAUAUGAUGACCACUACUAGUAUUAUGAAAAAGCUCGCUCAGCGCAUGUCGCAGAACGUCAGAACCUUCGAGGAUCCAAAGCAUAGGGAGGCUUUAGUCACUGAUAUGCUCCUCGGUGUUAUAAAGACCGGAUCGAACCUUCUAGAAGAGUCCCAACGUUCUUCGUGGGCAGAUCUGAAUGUUGACGCUCAGUCUCGCGCCGCAAGCGCUCUGCUGACUCAGCUCGAAGAGAAUGCCUUCCUUUUAGCUGAUGCUAUCACCAAGGAAAAGACUAUCCUACAAAUUGUUAAGAAUAUUUGUCUGUCAGUAAGAGUUUUAGAAGUAAAGAACGUGGAAGACGAGACUUUUCCCUCGAUCAUCGCCCAAGAACAGUGGAAAGGGUCGGAAGACACCAUCACCAUACCCAAAGCUGCUUUACUUGAAAACCGACAAAACGAGUUAGUUCGAAUAGUAUUCUUUGCUUUUGACCGACUCGAGGAGAUAUUACCACCGGCUUUCGGCAAAAGUCCCAGGUUCAUUCAGUUCAUGGUCGACUCCGGGACAUCGUCAUCCACCAGCAUCAACUCUGAAAGAGAAAAGAGGAAUGUCACCAAGGUUAUCAACUCUAAGGUAAUCUCAGCGAGUUUAGGCAACGGUCGCCACAUCGAGCUGUCACAAACAGUACGCAUCACGAUGAAGCAUCUCAUGACUGAAAACGUCACUAAUCCCGCUUGCGUAUUCUGGGACUAUACAUUACACGGCUGGUCUCCAGAAGGUUGCAACGUGGAGUGGUCGAACGCAACCCACACCGGCUGCGCAUGCUCGCAUCUGACCAACUUCGCCAUUCUCAUGGACGUCCAUGGAGUACCCCUGAGCGCUAUGCAUGAGCUGGCUUUACAGACUCUUACGUAUAUCGGUUGUGGGAUAUCCACCGUGGCCUUAGCAGCUGCUAUCAUCGUGUUCAUGUGCUUCAGGAAUGGAAAGCAAUCAGAUCGCGCGUUAAUCCACAAGAACCUCUGUUUCUGCCUGCUGGUUGCCGAGAUAGUCUUCUUAGCUGGAAUUGACAAGACAUAUAACAGGAUCUUCUGUGGUCUCAUCGCUGGUGUACUGCAUUACUUCUUUUUGGCGGCCUUUGCCUGGAUGUUUCUUGAAGGUUUACACCUCUACGCAAUGCUAGUGGAAGUCUUCGAGCCUGAACAUCCCCGUGCACGGUGGUACUGCACGUUCGCGUACCUGGCCCCAGCCUUGGUGGUGCUAGUCUCCGCAGCGAUAUACCCUGGGGGCUAUGGCACAGACCGCCACUGUUGGCUCACCACGGAUAGAUGGUUCAUGAUGAGUUUCGUGGGACCGGCUUGCUUGGUUCUCGUGUUUAACUGGAUCUGCCUGGGCAUGGUGAUCUACAUGAUGUGCACCCAUUCCACGGUAUCAUUGAAGGCCAAAGAUGACGCCAAGCUGUAUAAAAUGAAAGUGUGGCUAAAAAGUUCCCUAGUCCUGGCCUUCCUCCUGGGUUUGACGUGGACCUUCGGUCUCCUGUACCUCAGCGAACAGACUGUAGUAAUGGCGUACGCAUUCACUAUACUCAAUUCAUUACAAGGACUUGUCAUAUUCAUCUUCACUUGUCUGCAGAAUGAUAAGUUCCGCAACGAAUGCGCCCGUAUCGGCCGCCGUCACCCCUGGCUUUCCUGCUGUCUUCACUUCACCGGACAACCAUCAGAGACACUUCAGCAUAACAACGGCCCUACGGCCUCCUCGUCCAACCACAUAGACACUCGCCAAGGCUCUGUCAAGAGUCGGAGAUAUCACCAGAGCGGUGCCGAUGUCGAUGAUGUAGUGGAUCCGAGAGAUGUCACGAGCUACAGCUUGCAACCUGACGGAGCCAGAUGGAACAUCCGCCCGACCGCGCCGAUAUACGUACCGGCUGACGAUGCAAGAUCUAUGCGUGUACCUACUCCUCAGAAUAUACCUCAUUCAACUUCACACACUCAAAGUAUCGCAUCAAUGCAUAGCUAUCGAAAUAAUAUCGAAGUACCGAACGAAUACCAGAACCUUCGAUCGCGGUCGCCAUCUUGUUUUUCAAACAAGAUGGCCGCGUCGAUUGGCGCGAACGACUGGGCUGUCAUGGCGAAUGCAACCGUUUGGAAGAACAAUUCUUCUAAACACCACCCGGGCAAUUCGGCCACCUUACAGCAUCACGACACACUGUCGAGGCAAUUGGCUCAACAGAACCACCUCCACAGUCCCUACGAAUGUGACGCUCCGCUAGCACCGGGAUCUCCACGGCACGUCGUUAAAGAUGAGGAAAGUCCUCUGCAUCAUCCUCAGGGCUAUCAAACUACGCGCAGCUACAACCACGACUUCAGAAACCCUCACGUCUACAUGUCACAGCAUUCACCUGGAAGCCAAGAGAUGAUCUUCCGUAAACAAUACAAAGAUGAUCGCAGGAAGCAUCACCACCAUCACGGAAGCCAGAAUAUAAAUCAUACGUACUCAGAAAUUGCGUCCCAGCAGGGCAGAAUGUAUAGACGCGGAUCAGAGCAGGAGUUUCGCGUGAUCCAAGAUGACCCAGUUUAUGAAGAAAUAGAAAGAAAUGAGACCUUGAUGUCUGACAUGUCUGACGAUAAUUCUGGACCUGAUAAUUGCCGGCAAAAUUCAGGACAUCACGGUUCUUCGAGCUCAAAAUUUUUUGGGGAUCAUCGUCCUUUGAUCUCGUACAGUCCUGGAGAGAGACACCAUCAUGAACAAGAGCAUUAUGGGAAAUACGGCAAGUGGGAUACAUUGGAGCGCUACGACCAGAGGCAUUACGAGAGUGGCAGGUUGAUGCAUCCGUACCACCAGCCACAAGAGAACAACAUGAGGGCUUUGGCAGCUGUUCUUAAUGGAGAAAACAACGUGGUGUGCCACUUGGAGCCCCACAACUCGUACGACGUGUACCAGCCGCAGAGCGGUAACCCUAGGACUGUUUCACAACCCAGUUUUUAA
Messenger RNA from Arctia plantaginis, 4311 nucleotides. The record is from the annotation of a GenBank genome assembly. Lineage: Eukaryota; Metazoa; Arthropoda; Insecta; Lepidoptera; Erebidae.